Messenger RNA from Megachile rotundata (alfalfa leafcutting bee), 4699 nucleotides. It is a transcript of the gene mam, whose product is annotated as neurogenic protein mastermind. Gene Ontology annotation, molecular function: transcription coactivator activity. Lineage: Eukaryota; Metazoa; Arthropoda; Insecta; Hymenoptera; Megachilidae. Gene Ontology annotation, cellular component: nuclear speck; nucleoplasm. The record is from RefSeq and is a predicted model, not a curated record. Gene Ontology annotation, biological process: positive regulation of transcription of Notch receptor target; Notch signaling pathway.
GAGAACUUUUCACUCGAACAAAAAUUUAUUUAGGUAAUGUCCAACACCGUCCAAGACGAAUCGCGAUACGCCUACGAAAGAAAUCUAAGUAGGUACAGAUUUUAUACGUGGCGCCAAGUCGCGUUAGUAACAGAGAUCGCCACCAGGCGUCGUGGUAACUUAGGCGCCUCUUGUAUACACGGAGUUUCCAGGCCCUGAACUUAGUCGCGCGCGGUGAACGUUCCGUCCUACCGUCGAAUCUUCGCGCGCGUCCCGUCGAGAGUGACAGUUCGAAAAUUUUCUAUACCCGGAAGACAAAUGCUAUCGUCCGACCCUCGUGUAUCGUUACGCAGCGAAGAACACGACGGGACGCGUAUAACACGGAACUGGUAGAAGCAUCGAUAAGCCGUUUUCACGACGAAAAAGAGCGUGGUUAAUUGCGAGCGGAGUGCGUUCGCGUGGAGGCUGAACAGCGGUGACUACGUUGCGUUGGAACGACACGGACUUCACGGUAUACCGUACAGUCACGUUGCAUCGGUUAAAUAAAACGCGGAGAACCAAGUAUCGGCGGUAUGCCGCGAUGUCAACAACCCGACAGACGAUACAGUGUGCUUAAACGUGACAUUGGUGCGUGCCUAGUGUGACAAACUUUAUUUACAGUGUCUCGAUCGAAACGAAAGCGACGCGCGUUACACUGAUAUACCGGGCAAAUGACAAUUUUCUUCGUUUCGACGAACGAGACGUACGCGUUGUGUCGGUCGCGCGCGUACUAAACGCGUGGCGCGACGCUGGGGGGAGGGAGGGGGGAGAGAGUGAUUCUCAGCGAAACAUUACCGAUCGAAAGAUCAACGCGAAGCAUCGUAUCGCAGCGAAGUGACCGCGUUCGCGAGAACGAGCCGAGGGCAACGCAACGCGGCAGCGUCGAGGCGCGAACGACGCGACGACACCACUCUGACAAUCACCGGCACAUAUUCCAAAUGCGUGUUGACCGGAAGUUGAGGAUCGUCGCAUUGGCAGGGUGGCAGAGGAUGCUCGGCUCGAGGGCAGAGGCGGGAGACGAGGUCGCAGCAGUAGCAGUAGCGUGCGUCAGGCGCUUCGGUAGCAGAGGUUCUCACUGAGCUGGCUUACCCUGCGGUGGAUUUAGGGGGCUGUAUGGAGGCCGGGGGGCUCCUGCCCCGCCAGCCCCCGCAAGGCCCCCCCGGCACCGCGCCUGGCCCCAUUUCGGUCUGCGUGGGCCAGGCUAACAACGCGAACGCGAACAACGUAAACAACGUUAUUGGCCAAUCGGCCGGGAUACACGAUUUGAACGUGACCAGUCAGCAGCUGCAGUUGCAGCAACAAAUGGGUCAAGCACCUGGCAUGGGUGAGGUACUCACCCCCAAGAGACAGGCGGUCGUUGAUCGUCUUCGAAGGAGGAUCGAAAGUUAUCGACGUAGACAGACUGAUUGUAUACCGAGAUUCGAUCAGAGUUUCAACGGUCUCUGCGAGCAGAACAUUCAGGAUACACUGGUGCUGAAACAACGUUUCCUCGAGAGCAAAGCUAAACGCCAGGCGAAGAAAACGGAUAAGAAGCAAAGCGAUCCGGUCGGCCUCUCCAGCGUUCACGUGCAGCAAAAAUUCGUGAAGAGGACGGCCGAGGAGUUGGAGCCAGCCGGUGGUGGUAGCGGAGACGGUGGGUUCGGCGAGCCCCCCGUGAAGCUGCAAUGCACGCAGGCGCAACAUCAGCAUCAGCAGGGUCCCGGUGGAGGAGGUGGUGGCGGGCCUCAUCACGGCCACGGUCAGCAUCCUUCCGGAAACGGCACGAACUCGACGGGUCCGACGCACGGCGGUGGCGGAGGUGGAGGAGGCGGCGGUGGUGGGAACGAAGGUCUGACCAAGUUCUCGGUGGAAAUCGUGCAACAACUAGAGUUCACCACGUCGGCCGCGAACUCGCAGGCGCAACAGAUCUCCACGAACGUGACGGUGAAGGCGUUGACGAACGCCUCUGUGAAGAGCGACCUGCUGAACGCGUCGUCGUCGCCGAAGUCGGGUCCGGACACGCCAGCGUCCGGUACGUCGAGAUCUCAGACCGGCAACGGAAGCGGAGGUGGGCCAGGUUCCGGUGGCGCUGGCACAGGUGGCCCAGCUGCCCCUGGAGGCAUCGGGUGCGUCGAUAUCGGCAACCUGGUUGAAUGCAAACAGGAACCUGAUAACGAGUUCGUCGACCUCGAACAGUGCGCUGCGGCGCUGGAGAAAGACGCUGCGGCGAACGGAGCAGGUUUCCCUGGCUUUUCCGACUUCAUGGGAGACGACACGGGUGACGAGAUCAUCACCUCCGACGCGUUCAAGGAUCUCAUCUCCGAAAUCUCCGACUUCCAUCCGGAGUUCAUGAAAGACUUCGACUUCGAGGAGAAGAUCCCCGUGGACGCGUUGGCGAACAACGCGGUGGUGGCUGCGGCUCGGCGGCUCAUGCUGCCGCGGCGGAACAACAACAACAAUAACAACAUCGCGACGAACAACGGUCAGAUCAAGAUCGAAGACGACAAGGACGCGAUACACCAGCAACACGGGACCAGCAAUAACAACAACGUGAACAACGGCACGGGUUCUAACAACGGCAACUCGAUGCCCGCUAAUUCGAGUCCGGGUAACCUCGGCUCGGCCCAGUACUCCCCCGUUAGAUUACCUUAUUCCGGGCUGGACUUCAAGUCCGAGAUGAGUCCAGCCGCCCAGACCUUAAAGCAGAUGGCCGAACAACAUCAGCACAAGAGCCAACAACUUGGCCUGGGUGGUUUCAACCCCGGAGCCGCCGCAGCCGCCAGAGGACCAACCGCUCGUUCUCCGUACGCGGAAUUCCCGCAAUUCGGCGGCGCGUCCGACUACUUAGGCAGUCCUGGUAGCACCGGUCCUCCCGGCGGACAGUCCCAGACCACUUCCGGCACUGGCUCGUAUCACAAGAACAACGGUACGUCCGGAUUCCAGAGUCAACAGACCAACGAUAUGUUUGUCGGCUCGCAGACCCAGUUCGCUGCAGGACUGGCGGACAUGAAGAGACCGCAACCUGCCACCGGUGGCAAACCGAGCAUGCUUGGCCCAAGCGGAGGAUACAAGCAGCAGUAUUCGCCGUACGGUAGCCCGGGAUCGAUGCCGAAUCACGGCAGCCCCGGUUAUCCGCUUCCACCGAGAGGCUCCCAGGGCGCUGGACCCAAUCAAACCGGCUCCCAGGGACCCUUCACCAGCUCCACGCCCCCGAGACCUCCCUCGGGACCCGGCACCUCCACUCUCCAGAUUAACCAGGCGCAGCAGCUACACAUCAACAAUCCUGGACACCAAAUUCAGGUGUCUGCAGGUCAGCACAUGCAGCUCACGGGUGACCUGAAACCCGGCGUAUCGGUGGCGGCUCAACAGGGCAUGUACUUCAAUCAGCAGCAAAGUCAGAAUCAGUCAGGACCAGGCGGGCAAACCGAUACGUACUGUUCUGUUUCUCAGUCUCAGACGAUCAAUUUCACUCAACAAAGUCUGAGACAAAGAGCCGCAGCUGCAGGUGGCGUUCCGCAGCCUGCAGGGGCUGCAGGAGCUCGCAACCAUCCUCAACAAGUGCCGCAGAAUCAGGUGGAUCAACAUCAGCACGCGAAGCUUCUUCAGCAACAACAACUGAUGCGCGCCCAGCAGGUGAUGCAACAACAGCAACACAUGGCAGGAGGAAUGGGCGGUGUGAGGCCGCCACCACCCGAAUACAAAGCUGCUCAGGCCCAGAUGAUGCACGCUGGAAUUGGCAUGGGUCAGCAAGCAAGGUUUCCUAACACUGGACCUAUGCGUAGGGUUACGCAACAACCGAUGCCACCUUCGGGUCCAAUGUUGAGGCCACAAAUGGCGCAGCAGCAGCAACAAGCGCUACACGCUGCCGGUGGCAACAUGUACAUGGGUGGCGGUAGCAUGGCCGCCAUCGGUGGGAUGCAUCAGAUGCACCAACGUCUCGGAUAUCCUAGAACUAAUAAUCAACGGCCGCCUAACGUCAGCGUCGGUCCUCCAGAUAGCCUCGGGAACAGUAUCGCGGGUCGUGGAGCUCAGCAGGAGUGGCGACACGUUCUGAUGCAGCAACAGGGCUUUCAAACACAGAUGCGAUCGCAAUUCAACCAGCAAGGUCACCAAGGUGGCUUCGGUAUGGGUGGCACAGGCGGGAUGCAGAUGAACGCCGCACAGAUGCAACAUCAACAGCUGAUUCGUUCACAAAGCGGAGGUAUCGGUGGUUCCGGUAUGGCUAACAGCACUCAAAUGCAGCAGCUACUAUCGCAGCAACACCAGCAACAGACAUUAGCCAUGCAGCAGAGUAAUAAUCAGAUGUCACUGCAGAUGCAAAUGUCGCAAUCCUCAUCAGUCAACUCUGUCAGCAGUACCGGAACCGGUUCCCCUCUGCACCCGCACCAGCAGUACGGCGCCGGCAGUCCAGGAGUGCGCAGCCUGCCGCAACAACAACAACAGCAACACUCGCAACCACCGGCAACCACCACGGAUCCGUCCGUAGCCGCUGCGGACUUUAGCCUCGAAUUUCUGGAGAAUCUUCCGACCGGAGACACGUCGAACUUCAGCGCUCAGGAGCUGCUGAAUUCCCUCGACUCAACGGCGGGCUUCAACCUCGAUAUUCUGUAAGACCACGCGUAUCGCGGUCUAUUCGGGAAAUCGAACGUUGUCGGGGUCGGUUGCAAACUCGAUCGCGACGCGAACGCGCCACAUCGAUCAC